Molecule: messenger RNA, 1867 nt
Organism: Diachasmimorpha longicaudata
Lineage: Eukaryota; Metazoa; Arthropoda; Insecta; Hymenoptera; Braconidae
Product: methionyl-tRNA formyltransferase, mitochondrial
Exons: 6
Coding region: 260-1390 (376 amino acids)
Biological process (GO): biosynthetic process; conversion of methionyl-tRNA to N-formyl-methionyl-tRNA
Cellular component (GO): mitochondrion
Molecular function (GO): methionyl-tRNA formyltransferase activity
Source: RefSeq, a predicted model, not a curated record
CACUAAACCAUUAGUCUUUUGACUUUAUCAUCUACAUUUAGUAUUUCAGUAAAGUGAAAACAUAAAUAAAAAAAAUAUUGUAAAAGUAAAGCCCUCAAUUUCAAGGUUAAUCUUAAUGAUGAACGAAUAAAUUUCUUUUCUAAUAUUUUCACAACUAACCAUGUAAAAACUCUCUAAAUACUCCAAUUCGGUUAAUGAGUGAGGUUAUGUUAUCCCGGAGAACAACAAAAACUCAUAAUUAAUUAAAUGUAUACCAGAAAUGAUUUGUUUACGAUUUCUAAAAAAUCCUUGGAAAAUAUAUUCGCUCCCCUCAAAAUUCCUGAAAAAUCACCAAUGGCCUAGGCAUUUUGGCUCCUUGCCCCCAGGAACUUCUGAGGAACUAUCAGAGAGCUCUGAGAAUGUCCGGUGGAGGGCUUUGUUCUUCGGAACCGACGAAUUCGCCCUGGAGAGUCUGAAACGACUGCACCGAGAAUACAGGUCAAAGAGGCUGCUGACACGGCUGGAGGCGGUGACCGCUUACGAGGGUCGGGAGAACCCGGUUAUAAAAUAUGCCCAGGAUCACGGAAUCAAAGUGCACAAGUGGCCGAUAGAAAAUUCCAUUGGUGACUUUGACAUUGGACUUGUCGUAUCCUUUGGGCAUCUCAUACCCUCCAAGAUUAUCAAAUUAUUUCCACUAGGAAUGAUCAAUGUUCACGCGAGCUUGCUACCGAGAUGGAGGGGGGCGGCACCAAUAAUUUAUGCCCUGAUGAAUGGAGAUAGCGUGACCGGAGUCACUAUCAUGAAGAUAGCGCCAAAAAAAUUUGAUAUUGGAGAAAUACUAGAGCAGAGGGAAGUGAAAAUUCACGAUCAUGAGACCCAGACAGAACUGCAUAAGAGACUAGCCACCGCUGGUGGUGAUUUAUUAAUAGAAACGUUUGAAAAAUUGCCACAUGUUGUUGCCUCUGGACGAGCUCAGUCAAGUGAAAAUGUUUCGUAUGCUCCCAAAAUAGGAAAGAAUAUUUCAAUCGUGAAAUGGGAGGAAAUGACAGCGAGACAAGUUUACAAUCUGCAAAGAGCCCUCACAGGAAUAUUCCCUCUGAAAACGUCAUUUCAGGGAAAAACCCUCAAGAUUUUCGGAGUAAAAAUAUCUAGUAAUACUCCAAGAGAUGUUAGCGACCGCAAAUCCAAUCCUGGAACGAUCUUCUAUGAUAGGCAAAGUCGGUUACUGAUGGUGCAGUGUAAAAACGACAGUUGGGUAACGGUCGCGGAGAUUUCGAUGCCUGGCAAACGAAAAAUGUCUGCCAAGGACUUCAACAAUGGUUUCAUGAAUAAUAAACGUAAUAAUGAGGUAUUUUUUGGAGUAGAGCAAGACUUGGACGUGGAUAACUCCGUUGUAGAAGUUAAAAAUUGAAUAAAACUGAGUACUGACAAAAUUGUUCGUUCAAUUGAAGUGUAUGGCGAAUAAACUUGUUUCAGUAUUCAAUAAAUGAAUAAUUAUGCAGGUAAAAUCACGAAUAAAGAUUUAUAGUUUUUCAUGACUCACCGGCGUUGGCCGAAAACAACUGCUUUCGUUUUCGCCUUUUUUACGCUUCAGCGCCACAUUUAUCCUUGGGUGUCCACCAGGUCGAUGAUUCUGUCACGUAGUUGUUGUCUAGAUCUCACUUGACACAUCACUGUUCACUAAUCACUGAUCACUGAAAAAAUUUUGCUUAUUAUUUAUUUAUUCAUUUCUUUUGUUCAUAUUUUGUAAUCUAAGAAUUUAUAAAAAUUGUCGUUUAUUGUUUAAACAAAUGAAAAAAGGACUCCAUGAGAAUUGGGAUGAAUAUUCUGUGGAAUCAGAUUUUUACUGAUUUUCAAAGGGAAAAAUUGAUGGUUAAAAUUUUUGUCA